Pseudopodoces humilis (Tibetan ground-tit) is the source of this 1857-nucleotide messenger RNA. NCBI's taxonomy places the organism in Eukaryota, Metazoa, Chordata, Aves, Passeriformes, Paridae. The record is from RefSeq and is a predicted model, not a curated record.
AUGGAUCCUUCAUCUGGAAGAGAACAAGAAUUUUGUUACUGUAUUAGAAUGCCCAGUAAUGAAGGAUUUGGUAUCCUGAAUUUCAGUGUUAAAAUUGCUACUUCCUGGGUUUUCCAGGAAUUAGAAGAUGCAGGCACACCUGAUGAAAAUGUAAACAGUGCUGGAGAAGAGAAUUUGAACCACAGAAUAAAAGAGCUGGAAAAGUCAGAGCAACAACUGAAAGGUGUUCUAGAGGACUACAUGGAGUCAGAUUCCAUCCUAAAAAACAGGAUGAAAGAGCUGGAGCUGUCACACAAAACACUUCUUGUGAUGAUUGAUCGACUGUAUGUGAAGCUGGACCAGGUUGAAAAUGCCAAUGUGCGCAUUAAAGGGAAACUGCGAGACAUUCAGGAGGACCUGAUCAGCUUGGUUGAAAACCAAAAGAAGUCAGAGAAGAAGCACAAGGAAAAAUUGCGUUGGCUUCAGGAGCAGCUGAAGACAAAAGAGGAUGAAAUAAAAAGCCAGUCAGAAUAUUUUGAGCACUACAAACAAAGGCAGAGACAACAGACAGAAGUACUGAGGAAAAGGGACUGUUACCUUCAGGGUGAGGUAUCUAGGCUGGAAAAGCAAGUCCUAGAUCUUAAUGCCCAUAUUGCUCUUUUGACAUCCAAGUUAGAAGAGGGAGUGGUGCAGCACCUCCAGCAGAAGCUGCAGUCAUUGUGCAGUGGGACUCAGGGCUUUAAACACCCUGGUGUGGAAGAAAUGGAGUGGAAGACUUGUAUUGAAAAUGUGGAGCAUGAUGUGAAAAGCCACCUCAAGGCAUUUCAGCAAAACCUGAAGUCCUUGAGGGAGAAAGAAGAGGACACUAGAAGAGAACAGGCAGACCUGCUGACUGAACUGCAGUUCUCUCAGAACACUGAAGACUUUCUCAGAACAAAAUUGGAAGAAUCUCACCAUCACAUCUAUAGUUUAAAAUUAUCUGAAAUCAAACUACAGGAAAAAUUGGAAGAGCUUUUAGAUGAAAACAGAACUUUGAAAGAUCAAAGUACUGUGAAGUUGAAAAGGAGUAAAGAAAAGGACUCUGAACUUACAAGAUUGGUGGAUGGGGACAACAGGGUUAACCUGUGCUUUACCAUAACAGAAGCACCAGUCUGUAGUUGUGAUGGACUGAAGCAGAUGGAAGAGCUACCAGAAGAACUUGUACCUGUUUUGGAAUGUAGUUCCAGUGCCUUUGCGAAAGUUGCUCGUCUAGCUGAGACUGAGCAGGUCACCCUUGGACCACAGAGGGCAAAUACUCUAGAGGACAGUUUCACUUUGCUCAGGUGUACCCCAAGUCAUCAUGCAUCAGGACUGCUUCCCCCUUGUUCUGAGAAGUUACCCAAUGAUGAGACAAGUAAGGAAACCAAAGAUGAGGAAACCUUUUUUCUCAUGGAUGAACACACUAUAACUCUACCAGUGAAGACAUUCCCUGCUUCUGUGGUUGAAAUCUUAAUGAGGAAGAAGCUCCAACUCAGCUUGUUUGCAUCUGGAAGAUGCCACAUAACGGCUUUCACCACUGAGAAGAAAGUGAGGAGUUUGAGUUUCUGUGAGACAAAUACCGAUCUUUGGUCUGAUGGUCUUUGCAUUGUUGCAGAAGGAGGAUUUUAUGACAGAGCUACUGAACUUCUUCAUGGAAAGUUGCCUUCCACUGUGGCUGAAAUUUUCACAACAUCUCUAGAAGAAUGCAACGUGGAAAAACAUUGGGGAAACAAGCAAAUUCUAACAAAAAACGUAAGUAAAACCAAAUGCCUGGAUAAAGAUGUUGAUGAUGAAAAGUAUCACCAAAACAUCUUUACAGGGGGAGCUAGAAGAGAAGAAAUGCAGAAUGACGAUGCCUAA